AUGUCGGGUCCUCUUGUGACAAGACCCUGUUUUGAAGGUUUCUCCAACAAUGAUGAGAGAAGAGAACGGAAAUCUGAUUUCCAAGUUUUUUCAGAGGAUGAGAAGAAAACUCGAAUUGGGAUUUUCAAGAAGAAAGCUUCGAGCAAAUUCAGACGCUCGUUGAGUAGGAGAAGGCCUAGCAGGAGUGGAAGCAGUGGUCGGACACUCUCUCUUACCUUCGAAGACUUAGAUGAUGCUGAUGAAUUGAGAUACGUGUCUGAAUUCAGACAAUCACUCAUCUCUGAUCAUUUGCUUCCUUUAAGGCUUGAUGAUUAUCACAUCAUGUUGAGAUUCUUGAAAGCUCGGAAAUUCGAUCUUGGAAAAGCAAAGUUAAUGUGGGCUAACAUGAUUCAGUGGAGAAGGGAUUUUGGUACAGACACAAUUUUGGAGGACUUUGAGUUUCCAGAAUUGGAUCAAGUUCUCAGGUACUACCCUCAGGGAUAUCAUGGUGUUGAUAAAGAAGGAAGGCCUGUUUACAUUGAAAGAUUGGGAAGAGUCGACCCAAGCAAACUCAUGCAAGUCACUACAUUGGAAAGAUAUUUGAGAUAUCAUGUUAAAGAAUUUGAGAAAACUGUUACUGUUAAGUUCCCAGCUUGCUGCAUCGCUGCUAAGAGACAUAUUGACUCCAGUACAACAAUUCUCGACGUCCAAGGCGUGGGCUUAAAGAAUUUUACAAAAUCUGCGCGGGAUCUUAUAAUCCAGCUACAAAAGAUUGAUAAUGAUAACUAUCCUGAGACACUUCACCGUAUGGUCAUCAUCAAUGCCGGCCCUGGUUUUAAAAUGCUUUGGGGCACGGUGAAAUCAUUUCUUGAUCCAAAGACUGUCUCGAAGAUAGAUGUCCUUGGCAACAAGUACCAGAACAAAUUACUUGAGAUGAUUGAUGCAAGCCAGCUGCCAGAUUUUCUAGGCGGUAUUUGCACUUGUGCAGACCAGGGAGGUUGUAUGAGAUCUGAUAAAGGUCCGUGGAAAGACCUUGAGAUACUAAAGAUGGGUCGCAGUGGUGGGAAGUUCUGUAGGCAUGUCUUAAGCAGUGAUUCCCAAAUAUCUUCAUCUGAUAAGCCUAAUUAUUCUGGGAUGAAAGUUAGUGACACAUCAACAGCAGAGUCAGGGUCUGAAGUGGAAGAGAUGGCUUCGCCGAUAACAAAUAUGAAUAGUCAUGUACCCAAGUUGACUCCUGUUUCGGAAAAUGCCAAUGGUAAAAUAAGUCCUACUGUUUUAUCUGAGUAUGAAGAGUGUGUACCAAUGGUGGAUAAAGUUGUGGAUGUUGCUUGGCAGCCCCAAGAGAUGUCAAAUGCUUCGGAAGGUGCGCAAUAUACAUCAAGUUUUGGAAAAAUAGGAACGGUUAGUCAUAUAUGGAAGUGGUUAACUGUGUUCUUCAUAAACCUUUUCGCGUCUCUGGCUCUGCCACAGACUGAAAAAUGCUCACGGAUGAAUUCGUCAAGCGCUAGAGCUGAGCUGCGUGAUGAACUAUUCGCAAGGGAAUCUCGUCCUCCUUCACCUUCUCGUCCAACCAUCACUAUUAUUUCCUCUGUUGUAAGCAGACUAGGGGAUCUUGAGAAACAGAUAGAAACUCUUCACUUGAGGAAAUCCGAGAUGCCUCGCGAGAAAGAGGAAUUGCUGAACGCUGCUGUUUAUCGCGUGGAUGCACUAGAAGCAGAGCUCAUCACUACUAAAAAGGCAUUACACGAGGCUUUAAUGAGGCAAGAAGAACUUUUGGGUUACAUAGACCGGAAAGAGGAAGCCAAGUACCGGAGAAAGAAGUUCUGCUGGUAA
Molecule: messenger RNA, 1812 nt
Organism: Arabis nemorensis
Lineage: Eukaryota; Viridiplantae; Streptophyta; Magnoliopsida; Brassicales; Brassicaceae
Source: the annotation of a GenBank genome assembly